Thalassophryne amazonica is the source of this 1670-nucleotide messenger RNA. Its product is annotated as sodium-dependent neutral amino acid transporter B(0)AT1-like. Gene Ontology annotation, cellular component: membrane. NCBI's taxonomy places the organism in Eukaryota, Metazoa, Chordata, Actinopteri, Batrachoidiformes, Batrachoididae. The coding region runs from base 14 to 1594 and encodes 526 amino acids. The transcript is spliced from 13 exons. The record is from RefSeq and is a predicted model, not a curated record. Gene Ontology annotation, biological process: sodium ion transmembrane transport.
ACAUGUGGACACCAUGAAACUACUACUUCCUAACCCAGGACUGGAUGACCGAAUCCCUUCUCAUGGAGAUCUAGAGAAGCAGGAGAAAGAGGAAUUGGAUGGAAGACCCAAGUGGGACAACAAAACCCAGUACAUCCUAACUUGUGUGGGCUUUUGUGUUGGUGUUGGCAACGUGUGGCGAUUCCCUUACUUGUGUCAAAGUCAUGGAGGAGGUGCAUUUUUGAUUCCAUAUUUGCUCCUGCUGAUAUUGGAAGGAACACCUCUCCUGCUGAUGGAGUUUGCCAUUGGCCAGCGCCUCAGGAAAGGCAGUGUAGGAGUGUGGAAGAGCAUCAACCCUUAUUUGGCCGGCACCGGUGUAGCAUCGAUGCUGGUGUCAUUACUGAUUGGACUGUAUUAUAACAUCAUAAUAGCGUGGGCCUUAUGGUAUUUAUUCAAUUCCUUUCAAGAACCCCUGCCUUGGGAACAAUGUCCUCUCAAUGAAAAUAAGACAGGUUUUGUGCCGGAGUGUGAACAGAGUUCCACUAUUGAUUACUAUUUUUACCGAGUGAGUUUGAAUAGUACGCCGUCCAUAGCGGACUCUGGAGGGAUCCACUGGCCCGUGGUAUUAUGUUUAUUCACUGCCUGGAUAAUCACAUGGAUCUGCUUCAUAAAGGGGAUCAAAACGUCAGGCAAGGCCGUGUAUGUCACAUCGAUCAUGCCUUACAUUGUGCUGACCAUCUUUCUGAUCCGAGGACUGACUCUUAACGGUGCCGUGACUGGAAUCAAGUAUCUUUUUACACCGGAUGUGAAUGAGCUAAUGAACCCACAAACGUGGCUGGAUGCAGGCGCCCAGGUUUUUUAUUCCUUUGGUUUGGCAAUGGGGAGCCUGAUCUCGUUUUCAAGCUACAACUCUGUACACAACAACUGCGUAAAUGAUGCGUUGACCCUGUCUGCUAUAAGUGGUUUCACUUCAAUCUACAGUGCCACUGUUAUUUACACCAUUGUUGGAUUCAGGGCCACAAAUAAAUAUGAUAAAUGCAUCAGUGAUAACAUCAUAAAAUUACUAAAUGGCUUUGACCUUCCUGAAGAAAGCAUCACUACAAGUAAUUAUGAGGCUGCCCUCAAACGACUAAACAGCUCCUAUCCAGAUAAUGUCCAUGGGUUGGGUAUUGAAAACUGUCAGUUGGACAAACUUCUCAAAAGUGGAGUGGAGGGACCAGGUUUGGGCUUCAUUGUGUUCACAGAAGCCAUCACCUUGAUGCCUGCUUCUCCAGCCUGGUCUGUUCUCUUUUUCAUCAUGCUUCUCUGCUUGGGGAUCUCAAGCCAGUUUGGCAACAUGGAGGGAGUGAUGGUCCCUUUUCGAGACCUUCAGCUUUAUCCACAAAAAUGGCCCCAAGAAGGACUGACUGGAACAAUAUGUGCUGCCUGCUUCAUCAUCUCGCUCCUGUUUACCCAGCAAUCAGGGAUUUAUUGGCUAACUGUCUUUGACAGAUUUGCUGGAUCUGUUCCACUUCUGGUUGUUGGAUUCUUUGAGAUGAUUGCUGUUGCUUACAUCUACGGAAUAGAUCGGCUACAUGGAGAGCCAUCAGUCCUCUCAUCACACUGGUUAUCUUAAUUUUCUAUAUGGUUAAUCAGGUCCAAGGGCAGCUCAUCUAUUCAGUCUGGGAUCCUCAAUCUGAGGAUUUUCCAUC